Messenger RNA from Pocillopora meandrina, 5400 nucleotides. The record is from the annotation of a GenBank genome assembly. Lineage: Eukaryota; Metazoa; Cnidaria; Anthozoa; Scleractinia; Pocilloporidae.
AUGCCGUCUAUCACAUGGAUAGAGAACGAUGACGCACUUGCUGUACAAUCUUACAACCGAAUUAGAGUACCUGAGAUUUUCCUCGACGACGAGAAAAUCCAUAGCCAGCUGGUAAUAAAGGGUGUAAAGAGGGAAGAUAAUGGAAAAUAUUACUGCUUUGCAAAUAACAGUGCGGGAGAAAAAGCAUCAAAGCCGGCAUUCUUGUCCACAAAAGAUCUAGGUGAGACAUAUGCUCAAUGUUUCUUACCUUGGCAUUAAAUUUUGUUAUGAAACGAUCAUUUCUUCUGAGAAGGCGAUGAAAGUACUUGAAAGAAAUGCUUUCAAAAGUCACUUACAGAAAAAUGUUUUGAUCAGUUCACUUGAAUACUGGACAUAUGUAUCGCAAAGAGCAGCGCUGAGGAAAUAGCUUCCAAAUCUCACGUUCCUGUUCAUAAAAAGUUAGAUGAGGUUGCAUGUUGAUACUACGCUUUGCAUUCAUUUUCCUUGAGGGUCAAUCGUGUAGCAGAACUCAGUAGGAGAUUUUUCUCUAUCUAAAUUGAAGAAAAACAUCAUUUUUGCAGACUGAGCAAUUAAAUGAAAGUUGAAAUUUAAUAUUUCCUUGCUUUAUGCAAAUCCUAGCAAGCGGAUAAUCAGGUUUCAGUUUCUCACGCUAUGAGACGAAACGAUCAGCAGCACCAUAUAAUGCGCUUGAUAAUUCCAUGCAAUGUUCAAUCUCACUGUUAUUUCAUUGUUCUUCAUAUUUCAACGAGCUUCUUCAAAUACAGCCCCGCCAAUAAAGGAACAACAACGGUCUGUUCCCCUGGUUACUGCACUUGGUGUGUGUGGUAGCGUAAUAAUUGCAUUCAUGAGCGGAUGCUUUAUGGCGUUUUUGUAUCGACGUGCAAGAAGAGAUCAUGAGGUAAAUCUUAUUUAGUGCAAUCGAACUUCAUAGCAACUAAAAUUUAACUUGAUCAAAACUUAAACUUGAUCAAAACUUUAAAUUGUGGCCUGCAUAGACAACAAAGAUUUGGCUGAGGUGAUACUGAAAGAUAUGAAUGCUGACACGGAAGAAAGGGAGCUUUUAGAGGCAAAUGCUAUCUCUUCGUUGUUAGUUGGUAAAAAUAAGAAUAACAAUGUGCAGCUAAACAGUAAAAAGCAUACCCAUGACGACUGGAGAGUUGACUCGAUACCGAGAGUAUCGUCCGAGGAAAGAAGGACUCCGACUCCACUAGAUGUCGGAGAUAAACAUUUCCUAAAUUCCAUCUCUGAUCAAAAAGGCUAUGCAGAAGAGUUGUUUAAUUCACGAAAUGGUCACCAAGGUGCCGAAGACGGCUGUGGUCACUGUGAUGUCAACAUUAUUUCGUAUCAAGACAGUGGGAUGGAUAGUGACAAAGAUAGCGACGAAAUACAAACAUCCCUCUUCACUGAGAUAGCGGAGAGCGAAAAAGACCGAGGUACUCUCGAAGUACUCGAUGAGGUACUAGGUGAAGGAGAAUAUGGAAUCGUUUACAAAGGUCACUAUGGUGGAAGGAAUGGUAGCAUUACUGAUUUUGCAAUAAAGAAGUUGAAAGGUAUGCAUAGGGGUCUUUUUCUAUUGGCUUUAAUCUUUUCUCAGUUAUUGUUUUCUUAGCAGUGUGGGCGGAUCAGCAAAUAAAAUUCGAUUAUACGUAUUUUUGGGACUAUUGUAUGUUACCCCAUUGCAAUCUGAAUUCUUUAACGUAAUAUUUGUAGCAAGGUGUUUAGACUGGCAGGGUAUUCGCAGUAUUCUUCGUUUUCUUUGAAUUCUACGUACAACACAACUUAACCAACUUAUGAAUAAUUAUCACCUUUGUUUAUUAUUUUAUUUUAGGUAAUGCAUGCACACUUGCGAAAGCCGCUUUGCUGAAUGAGUCAAGAACGUUGAAACAGGCUGGACGACAUCCCAACAUUGUCAACCUAAUUGGAACAUGGGUUCAAGGAGGUGAGACUUAUUUCGACUAUCCAAAUAACAUUCUUGCUAGUCUACGCAAAAAAUAUGUAUUUAUUCAUGUAAUGAAGUUUACAGGGCAAGAUAAUCAGGGUGGAAGAAAACUCGAUCUUGCAGAGAUUCUAAAGAUGAACAUCUCCAAAGAACUUUACACUGUGAAAAUUAUCGAAGAGGUGAACGGUCAAAAGGAUAUCUUGGUCAAUUUUCAGAAUUAUGCAAAUGAGCUUUUAGACGAGCGCAAUUCAGCAAACACAUGGAUUUACGGUGUUUUCAAGGUGUUAGUGGAUGAAAGUUAGAGAGAUGCCUGCGGGUUUGAGACAAUCUGCGACUUCAUUGGAGUAUAUGCUAUGCACUGAUAUGCUUUUUUGACCCGAUUUACGCCUGCAUUUUGAGGAUUAUUUCUUACAAAUCGGUAAAUUUUUUGAUAUGCAAAUAUUCGGUCGAAAGGUCGAAGAGGUUUCCUCAGGUAACGCUGUAAUGGAAAAUAUUUCAGGUGAAGUUUCCGUCUUUUGUCUGUACAUUGACUGAAUACAUCACAUAAUUUGUAGCGAGAGCGAAUUCCGUGAGCUGUAUUAAUGCAGUCGCUUCGCGCUGAAGAAAAUCAGUGAAAUUUACACUUUUGAUCGCUGUCCACACGGGUGGUCUGGCCAAAAUCAAUUUUAACUUGUGACCACGCAAAAAGGGAAUAGGAGAACAAAUAAACUACUUUUGAAACAUGUGUCCUAAACCCUUUUCAUGGGUAAGUAGUGAAGGUAAACUUUUUUCCGACGGGAAGUCGAGAGGACCGCUCUCAGCGAGAGCGGUACUUAAAAUUGCAAACUCAUUCUUUUUGUCUUUAUCUAAUCUACCAAAGGUAUAUGGUAACUUUUGCAAAAAUGAUGCCGCCAACCCACAGUAUUCCCUAACGUGCAUGCUGGUAGUUGGUUUGAGGCUACUUUCUCCCGUCGUCGAGUUCCCAUCAAUUUGUAGCAGUAAAUUUGUUCCUGAUAGCCAACUUUUCUUUCCUUAGAGACAAUUCUUGUCGUCACCGAAUUGGUCCAUGUUGGUAGCCUUGAAAGCUUUUUGAGGUGCAAGGGUGACGGAGGUAACGAAUAUGCGAAUGUGCACUGUAAGCUGAAUGACCGACAGCUGCUUAAAAUUGCUCUACAUGUGGCCUUGGGAAUGAAACAUUUAGAAGAGCAGAAGGUUAGCCGGAUCUUUUCCUAGCGAAGCUCUUGAUGAAAAUUUAACUCAGUUAUUUAUUGUCCGAUAAUAUUUGCACGAUAGAGAAUCGAUGUGGUAACUUUUUUUUCAGUGCAUUCACCGCGACCUUGCCGCGAGAAAUGUUUUUAUCGAUCCAAACAUGGUGGCAAAAGUCGGAGACUUUGGAUUCGCUAGGGAAAUCACAGACAAUGGAUUAUGCAUCAAGACCUCGUGCGUAAGUAUUGUGCCACUAAUUGUUACUUUUCUAACUACUUUUACUAAAACCGACUGAAUUAAAUUCUUUCCCUCUAAACCAGACAGACAAAUGGCCCCAUAUAUAUCCUGCCACAAUUGAUUUCGGUUACCUUAUUUAUGAUCUAUGGUAUAACUAACAUUCAGUCAAACGGAUGGAAAAUCCUCAGAUUGGCGUGGUGACUUGUUGGCUUGUUCAUUCCAGUUUAUACAAGUUAAUGUUACAAGAUCAUGCACACCUCCCUUUUUCACAGGGUAAAGUUCCAUGGAGAUGGUCGUCUUUAGAAUCACUGCGAGAUCGAGUUUAUACAUCCAAGAGCGAUGUGUAAGUGACACGAAAAGUAGUAUACAAAGUUGUUAUAUCUCCGAUGCAAACGUAGAGUAUCUUGGAACGAAACCGUUUUGGGAUUGUUCCAAGCCAGGCUUGAUCGCAUUGUCUGAAAAGCCAUCGUCAAAAAUAUGUAGUGUUCGGUGAGAAAGCAUGAUAAUUAAUGACUCUCAGGCACUUUCAACUAUAAUUGUUGGAUGUUAUUGUUGUUUUUUUUUUCAGCUGUAAAUUUUCAAAUCGAAUGGGAAGGAUGGCAAGUUUUAAGCUCGUUAAAAAGUUCUGAUCCCCAUGAGGAUUCGAACCUCAGUACUGGGGGACGACCCAUGGGGAAUUUUUUCUUUGUCCCAUGCUCGUGAUAAGACGAAAAACCUCUUUCUCUAUUUUCUUAACAUGUGCACCCUGAAACUAAAGGUUCUAGAAAAUGAAAACCACUAAAUAGCCACUUUUUAGAUGUGGCCAAUAAUGCGUGAAAACGUAUUCCUCAUCUAAUGCAGCAGCACAAUACCCCCAGGAAAGGGUAAACUAGCCUGGUUUUACUACUAAUUAAUGACUCUAACGAUGUUGUACAGGGAUUUCAUAUACCAAAAUUACAACAAAUACAGAAAAGAAAGUGGUCAAGACAGACCAACCUUGAAUGACUUAAUUUUCCCGCAAAAUGCAUAAACAAUCCGAAACUUCCAUAAUGCCACGUGAAUCUCUUCAACUUGUUAUCAGAAUAUUAAUUUCAGACAAAUUCGUUCCCAUGUCAAUCAAGCGUCAGCAAGUAUAUACUUAACUGAAAAUGAGUCAUCAAUCGUUGCUUUUUGGCGUGUUUUUUUUUUCCUUUUUUCGCCCAUUUGAAGGUGGUCGUUUGGCAUAUUACUUUGGGAAAUGGUAACUUAUGGUAGGUCAUUAAAUAUUUGAUGAAGUAGAAAUGUCAUUAUAAAAGUGAAUGCUGACGACGGGAAAAGAGUCGGGGAUUCGUACAAAUUCACAUUGGUUCCAGAAUUCCAAAAUACUUUGUUUUAUAGCCUGGGAGAGGUUUUUGAAGGGGGGAAAAUUAGGCAAUUUUUUUGGACAUUCAUUAAAUAGUAUGUCAUUCCAUAAGUCAAUCACGCUGGAUCAAAAGCAUUAUUUUAAUAAGUUGAAAUAUUCUAGGAAAGACAAUAAUAUUAUCAAGUUUCAUUUGCAAUUUUGAGCUCACUGGCUAUAUGUCAACAGAUGUAUCAGAGGGAUAGACAGCUUAAAGCCACAUAAUCAAUUAAGCUCAAGCUACUGUUGUUAGUUAUUUUGCUUAACAGGUGACUCACCAUACCCUGACAUCCCAACACCAUUUGCCUUGGUAAGUCGGCUUUCUACGGGCUACCGGAUGUCACGUCCUCAUCAAUGCUCGGAAGAACUGUAAGCUUUUCGAUCAUUUUCAAGCAUGUGUAUUUAUGUGUUUACAUUUAUUCUAUCAGUUAACAAUUUUGACAUUAUUCAAGUAAUUAAAACCAUUUCACCCGGGCGAGGAAUUAAUAAAGGGUUUGUUUCUUCUUAGAUUUGGAACUCCAUCUAGUUUACAUGUCGCUGUUCGAUGCUCUGCAGUUUGGCUGUGUUAAGAUUGUUUGAGUUGAAUGAAUAAAUAGGUGCAAAAAAGUAAUGAAUACUGCAACGUAUUUGUAGAUAUACGCUGAUGAGAUCUUGUUGGAACGAUGAGACCUUCGUUUGCUGA